Molecule: messenger RNA, 1089 nt
Organism: Dacryopinax primogenitus
Lineage: Eukaryota; Fungi; Basidiomycota; Dacrymycetes; Dacrymycetales; Dacrymycetaceae
Product: WD40 repeat-like protein
Exons: 4
Coding region: 1-1017 (338 amino acids)
Biological process (GO): protein import into peroxisome matrix
Cellular component (GO): peroxisomal matrix; cytosol
Molecular function (GO): protein binding
Source: RefSeq, a predicted model, not a curated record
AUGCAGUCCACCUACCGCACCUCUCCCCACGCCUGCUAUUCCAUCGCCUGGUCUCCCUUCCACCCCCACCGACUCGCCGUUGCCGGAGCAGCAAACUUCGGUCUGGUCGGGAACGGCCGUUUGCUCACCCUCUCUCCACAAGGAAUCGACCAGGCAUUCUCGACCCAGGAUGGGCUAUAUGACGUGGCUUGGAAUGAGCUGCAUGAGAACCAGGUAGUGGGAGGCAGUGGGGACGGGUCGAUAAAGCUAUGGGAUCUGACUGUUCCUGACUACCCCAUUCGGAACUGGCACGAGCAUGGACGUGAAGUCUUUUCUGUCGACUGGUCUAACCUCCAGAAAGACCUGUUCUGUUCUUCAUCAUGGGACGGGAGCAUCAAACUCUUCACUCCUGACCGACCCGCCAGUCUCCUCACCAUUCCCGCCGCGCAAACAUGUACGUAUGCGGCACUCUGGAGCCCGCACCAGCCAGGGGUGGUCGCUUCCUGCGCCAGCUCGGGGUUGUUAACCCUCUUCGACCUGCGGGUGCCUAAUCUCCCUUCGAGCACUGCACCCACACCUGGUCCUACUGCUCCUGCUACGCCUGCACUAGCUGUUCCCGCCUCGCCAGGGGAACUGCUCACGCUCGACUGGAACAAGUACAUGCCGCAUGUGAUUGCUACUUCUGGGGUGGACAAGAACAUCAGGAUAUGGGAUACGCGCAUGGUCGGGCAAGGAGGGAGUGUCGGAGGUGUUUGUACGGGGAGUCUCGCUGGGCAUCAGUAUGCGAUCAGGAAAAUACAAUGGAGCUCGCAUAGGGCGGAUGUGAUCUCCAGUGCGGGCUAUGAUAUGACGUGCCGAAUAUGGACAACCCAACCAUCCUCCCCUGGUUCCUCGAGCCAGCUGUACGUGCACAACGCGCACACAGAGUUCGUAGUUGGCUGUGCAUGGUCUUUCUUCGAUGAGGACGUACUCGCCACCUGCAGUUGGGAUCAAUCUGUGCACAUUUUCCGCCCACCGUUCCCGCCACCACGGCGGUAGCACUGCGGGAGAACUGUGUGAUCCUUGCCCUAGUCAUGAGCUAAAUGAAUUAUAAUGUACAACAUGUGAUAU